This is a messenger RNA of Cryphonectria parasitica EP155, 2019 nucleotides long. RefSeq lists its product as uncharacterized. Lineage: Eukaryota; Fungi; Ascomycota; Sordariomycetes; Diaporthales; Cryphonectriaceae. The transcript has 2 exons. Gene Ontology annotation, biological process: amine metabolic process. Gene Ontology annotation, molecular function: quinone binding; primary methylamine oxidase activity; copper ion binding. The coding region runs from base 1 to 2019 and encodes 672 amino acids. The record is from RefSeq and is a predicted model, not a curated record.
AUGGCAGCACGUCAUCCAUUCCUGAGCCUGCAGCCUGAUGAGGUGCUGUUUACGAGCCAGACGAUUCGCAAAAAGUACCAAGGCAGAGACAUCUUGUUCCGAUCCAUCGGCAUCAAGGAGCCGCCCCGUGUGCAAUGCGUGGCUUUCAUCCAGGGCAAAGGCUCAGCCCCGCCGCGGAGGACGUAUGUCUCAUAUCAGAUCAAAGGGGAGCCCACUGUGUUUGAGGACAUCAUCGACCUCUCCACUGGAGACACCUUUCAGAGCCGCGAUUUGGGCACAACAUGCUACCCGCCGGCGACCAACUUCGACAUGUAUAGGCUGGAAGACAUCGUCAUGAACGACCCGCUUGUCCAGGCUGAGAUCGCCCGACUGAAGCUCCCAGAAGGCGCCGUUGUCCAACCCGAGCCUUGGCCCUACGGUACCGAGUCUGCCACACCCGAGAAGCGCCAGUACCAAGUGUGGAUGUUUCUCAAGUCUCUAGACCCGGCAGCCCGAGACCACCCAUCUUCAAACCAUUUCGCUCACCCUCUCGAUUUCUCCGUCGUGGUCGACGACCUCACCAUGAAGGUGAUCCGCAUCGACAGGCUGCCGAUGACGCCCGAGGAGAUUUAUGUUAAUGAGGAGGCGGCGGCGAAGCGGACAUGGCAGCGGAACCCAGAUGCAGAAUACGCAUCAGACUUGCAGCCCAAGCUGCGAGAUGACCUGAAGCCUAUUCACAUCAGCCAGCCAGAGGGUGUCAGCUUCAGCGUCUCCGAAGAUGAAGUCGUCGAGUGGCAGAAGUGGCGUUUCCAUGUGGACUUCAACUGGCGCGAGGGCGUGGUCCUGCGAGAUAUCACCUACGAUGGCCGGCCUACGUUCUACCGCCUGUCUCUUGCCGAGAUGACGGUGCCAUAUGGUGACCCCCGCGUGCCGUACCACCGAAAGAGUGCGUACGAUCUGGGGGAGGGGGGCGCUGGCUGUACAUCGAAUGAUCUCGAGUUGGGCUGUGAUUGCCUCGGUGCCAUCAGAUACUUCGACCGCUGGAUGAACGACCACGAGGGCAAGCCACUCACACUGAGAAAUGCUAUAUGUAUGCAUGAAGUGGAUAAUGGUAUCGGUUGGAAGCACACGAAUUACCGCACGGGCCGUGCUGAGGUGACCAGGAAUCGGGAGCUGGUGAUUCAAACAAUCAUGACCAUCUCGAAUUAUGAGUAUAUCCUGCAGUGGAUCUUUGACACAGCGGCGAAUAUUCACUACGAAGUUCGAGCCACAGGAAUCAUGUCCCUCGUACCAGCAGAUCAGAGCGUAGAGCAUGAUAUGAACUAUGGAAGUCUGGUGUCCCCAGGUGUCAUGGCCCCCAUACAUCAACACAUCUUUUGCCUACGUCUAGACCCUGCUAUCGAUUCCUACGACGAGAGCAAAAUCAUGUACGAAGACGUCAAGGCACAUGGCUGGAACGCAGCAGCCAAUCCCUAUGGCGUUGCCUUUGGUGUGGAGUCGACCGCCAUCGACCGAGAGUCAUUCCUUGACCUCGACGCAAAGCUGAACCGUGCCGUCAAGGUUGUCAAUCCCAACCGCAAGAACGCAGCGUCACACAAGCCCCCUGGCUACAAAGUUGCGGUUCCUCCAACGCAGCUGCAGCUGGCUGAUCCAGGCUCCAUGCACACCCUGCGCGCCGAGUUUGCAGACCAUCACUUCUACUUCACCAGGCACGAUGAGGAUGAGCUCUACCCGGCAGGCGAGUUUCCGUGGCAGCAUACCGGUGGGACUGGUGUGCGGACGUGGGCUGCGAGGAAGAGAGAACUUGGGCCUGGUGAGGGCGUGGUCUGGUGUACCUUCUCGUUCACGCAUGUGCCAAGACCAGAAGACUGGCCAGUGAUGCCGGUGGAGAUAUUCCGUGUAGGUUUGAAGCCGGUGAAUUUCUUCGAGAAGAACCCAGCGCUGGAUGUGCCGUCUUCCAAGCAAAGCGUGAACAAGAGUGUGGAGAUUUCGAGGUCACAGAGGGAACUGGACCUCAGGCAGAAAGAAUGCUGUGGCUGA